AUGCACUUGAACCGGACAGUGUUCGAAAGUUCAUGGACUGGCUCCUUGAUCUCCGAGAAAUUGAGAAUCCCCAGGUGUCUAUUUCCUGCGGACUUUGGCGAAAUCGUGAAGUGUGAGCUACAUCACUUCUCUGACGCAUCACUAAACGGCUAUGGAGCAGUGUCUUAUCUCAGAGCAAUAAACACAGAUGCGGAAAUUCAUUGUUCAUUCUUGAUGGGAAAGGCCAGAGUGCCACCUAUUAAAGAAAGCACCAUUCCGAGACUUGAGCUGUCCGCUGCGGUUGUAUCAGUAAAACUGAAUGAGACACUCCUACAAGAAUUAAACCUGAACAUCAUCAGUUUUACCUUUUGGACGGAUAGUACGAUUGUACUCCAUUACAUUAAGAGCGAGAGACUGCGGUUUCAAACCUUUGUUGCCAACAGAAUAAGUACAAUCCAGGAAUCGACUUCGUCGUCAGACUGGCGAUAUGUGAAAUCUGAACUGAACCUGGGUGAUUACUCAUCUCGCGGCAUGUACGCAAGUCAGAUUGUCAACUGCGGACAGUGGAUAAAGGGUCCAGAAUUCCUGUGGAUGGAAGAAAGCAAAUGGCCUGCAACUCCCGACCUGUUUGAUGUUGACCCGACAGAACUUGAAGUAAGGAAAAGCAAGGUUUUCUUUUCUGACAUUGGAAUGGAGGAGUAUGCUACAGACAGGCUAUUAAAGAGGUAUUCAUCCUGGAUCAAGCUGAAGAAAAUAGUUUGUUGGAUUCUAAGACUCAAACAAUGCCUUCUACUGAAAGUGAGUGGUUCGAAACAGAAACAGGACAAUAAAAUAUCCACAAAAUCUCUUUCAGUAGAUGAAAUGAGGACUGCCGAACUCGAAAUUGUGAAAUAUUUGCAGAAACGUCACUUCACAUCAGAAAUUCAAGAACUGAAACUAGGUCGAACAGUCAAGAAAUCAAGUCCUAUACACCAGUUAGAGCCAAUGAUCAGUUCCAAGGGAAUUCUCUGUGUUGGAGGCAGGCUAUCCAAUGCUCCUAUCACCGAGCAGGCGAAACAUCAGAUGAUUUUACCAAAAGAUCAUUAUGUCGGCCGACUGAUCGCCUAUCAUGCCCAUGAGAUCUUGGGCCACUCUGGGACUGAGCAUGUUUUAUCAUAUCUGCGACAAAGAUUCUGGAUAAUCGGGGCCAGAGUUAUGCUCAAAUCCAUAUUCAGGAAAUGUGUUCAUUGUCGGAAAAUUCAGAGUGCUAAGGGUGCUCAACAAAUGGCGCAACUGCCUACAGAUCGAGUUACGCCUCAUCGACCGCCAUUCACUUAUGUAGGUAUCGACUGUUUUGGGCCAUUCGAGGUAAAAAGGGCCAGAAGCAUUGUGAAGCGUUAUGGCUGUAUCUUUACGUGUCUAACUACCAGAGCAGUCCAUAUCGAGAAAUUGGAUUCAAUGAAUACAGACUCCUUCAUCGACGCACUUCGGCGAUUUGUGAUUCGCAGAGGCAAACCAGAGAAAAUUAGGACUGAUAACGGGUCUAAUUUCAAGGGAGCUUGCAGAGAGCUCAAAGAGGCAAUUCAAGCAUGGAACUUGAAACAAAUUGAUGAUUUUCUGACUAGGAAAGACAUUCAGUGGGAGUUUAACCCUCCAACGGCAUCCCAUAUGGGCGGUGUAUGGGAGCGGCAGAUAAGGACUGUGCGCAAAGUGUUGAAUGGACUGUUAUGCAGGGAAAAAGGACUGUCUGAUGAGUGUCUUCAUACACUCUUCUGUGAGGUUGAAGCAAUAAUCAAUAGCAGACCGCUCACUGAUGUAUCGGACAAUGUGCGGGAUGCAGAAGCUCUCACACCUAACCACUUGCUUCUAUUGCGGCAGGCGAGUUGA
Messenger RNA from Haliotis rubra (blacklip abalone), 1845 nucleotides. RefSeq lists its product as uncharacterized. The record is from RefSeq and is a predicted model, not a curated record. Bases 1 to 1845 code for a protein of 614 amino acids. The transcript has a single exon. Gene Ontology annotation, molecular function: nucleic acid binding. Gene Ontology annotation, biological process: DNA integration. NCBI's taxonomy places the organism in Eukaryota, Metazoa, Mollusca, Gastropoda, Lepetellida, Haliotidae.